Molecule: messenger RNA, 276 nt
Organism: Neurospora tetrasperma FGSC 2508
Lineage: Eukaryota; Fungi; Ascomycota; Sordariomycetes; Sordariales; Sordariaceae
Exons: 2
Biological process (GO): carbohydrate metabolic process
Molecular function (GO): hydrolase activity, hydrolyzing O-glycosyl compounds
Source: RefSeq, a predicted model, not a curated record
UUUCGCCCCGCACCCGAAGCCGACAUCUACCUUACCGCAAGACCGGAUCCGUACAUCCACACCGAGGUAGCAGCCGGAGGACUUCCGGAGUGGACCCUUCGGGUCAAAGACCCUCUCCGCGAAAACGGGACGGAAUGGCUGUGUUCCAUCGAGUCCUACCUCUACACGCGCGAAAAUAUAGCCGACUCUCAAACCACCAACGGCAGACCGGUGGUGAUGGUCCAAGUCGAAAACAAAUAUGUAAUAUAUAACCGGAAGUCAACGACACCCACUUAG